GCGGGAGGGUGUCGGAUAAAAAGUGCGAGCAGGCUCGGGAUGCCGGGAAAGCACUGCGAGGAGAGACAAAGCGCUCAACAUGGGUAACUGGAUCAUCAACCAUGGACUUACAUCCUUCAUACUGGUGGUGUGGAUGGGCAUCAACAUCUUCCUUUUCGUCUGGUUUUACCUCUUCUACGAUUUGGGGGAUCAGUUUUUCUACACGCGCCAUCUUUUAGGGUCUGCCUUGGCCUGGGCCAGAGCUCCCGCAGCCGUCCUCAACUUUAACUGCAUGCUGAUCCUCCUCCCGGUGUGCAGGAACCUGCUGUCCCUGAUCCGAGGCUCCUUCGUGUGUUGUGGCAGAACAAUGAGGAAACAACUGGACAAAAAUCUGAGUUUCCACAAGCUGGUGGCGUACAUGAUAGCUCUGAUGACGGCCGUUCACAUGAUCGCCCAUUUGUUGAACGUGGAGUGGUACAACAACAGCAGACAAGGAGUUUAUGACAAACUCAGCACUGCUCUGUCCAACCUGGAGGACACAGAAAACACCACCUACCUGAACCCGAUCCGCAAGACAGACAUUGAUAAGCAGCAGAUUCCCACCUACUUUGUGUUCACCACCAUCGCUGGCCUUACGGGCGUCAUCAUCACGCUGGCCCUCAUCCUCAUCAUCACCUCCUCCAUGGAGGUCAUCAGACGCAGCUACUUUGAGGUCUUCUGGUACACCCACCACCUCUUCAUCAUCUUCUUCGCUGGUCUCGUCUUUCACGGAGCCGGGCGCAUUGUGAGGAGUCAACAGAAAACCGAUCCACCACACAACUUCACCUAUUGUAAAGACCGCAUUGAGGAUUGGGGACGGAUCCCAGAGUGUCCCAUCCCUCAGUUUGCAGGAGGGUUCCCGCAGACCUGGAUGUGGGUGAUCGGCCCAAUGAUUCUGUAUCUUUGUGAGCGUCUGCUGCGUUUCAUCCGUUACAUGCAGAGAGUCAGCUACAGGAGGAUCGUGAUGCGGCCGUCCAAGGUGCUCGAGCUGCAGCUGGUGAAGAACGGUUUCAAAAUGGAGGUGGGUCAGUACGUCUUCCUCAACUGCCCGGCCAUCUCCCAGCUGGAGUGGCACCCGUUCACCAUGACCUCCGCCCCGGAGGAGGACUUCUUCAGCGUCCACAUCCGCUCGGCCGGGGACUGGACAGACAAACUCAUAGACAUCAUGCAGCAGCUACCGGAGGGAGCACAGGGACCCAAAAUGGGCGUGGACGGGCCCUUCGGCACAGCCAGCGAGGACGUGUUCGACUAUGAGGUCAGCAUGCUGGUCGGCGCCGGCAUCGGAGUCACUCCGUUCGCCUCCAUCCUCAAGUCCAUCUGGUACAAAUUCAAAGACUCCAACCCUAAACUGCGCACCAGAAAGAUCUACUUCUAUUGGCUCUGCCGGGAAACACACGCCUUUGAAUGGUUCACUGACCUCCUGCAGGUGCUGGAGAGGGAGAUGGAGGAGAGGGGCAUGGGGGACUUCCUCACCUACAAACUCUACCUGACUAAAUGGAAUGAAAGCGAUGCUACUCAUGUGAGGGUUCACUCUGAUGAGGACACAGACGUGGUCACUGGGCUCAGACAGAAGACCUACUACGGCAGACCCGCCUGGGACAAGGAGUUCGAACAAGUCCGCAAAGAGAACCCAACGUCCGUGGUAGGAACUUUCUUAUGUGGCCCUGAAGCUCUGGCAAAAGUCUUGGAAAAGAAAUGUGCCAAAUACUCAGACGUGGAUCCUCGGAAAACCAAGUUUUACUUUAACAAGGAGAACUUCUGAGUUAGAAACAACAGGAAUGCAGCAUUUGGGCUCUUUGUAGGACUGUCGGUGGGGAAUUUUCUUUCUCCGUGGAUCAUUUUAAAACAAUGAUGACGGAGCUGCUUGACAACCUGCUGGGUCUGUUUUGCCACGCUAAACUGUACAGCGACAAAGAAGUCGGGCAUGUUUUUAUCAGCGCUACUUAGGGCCUCACUUUCUUUUCUCUUUGAUGAAAGCAUGAAUGAUCAUAAUAUCAUAAUCAGCUCUGACUCAUGAUCUGUACGGUCAAUUACACUCAGACCAUUGUAUAAUCAUUCUAUCAUUAACUUUAAGCUGUGUUUCUGGUGAAGCCCGUGUUGUUCCUUAUGGCCUGAGAUUGAACAAGUUUAUAGGAAAACAUUUGACUGUUACAGAGAGAUAAGGACCAAAAGAAUUUUGUCUCCAUACUAAACUUGCAAAAAAAAAAAAAAAAAAAAUACUUUUUUGUACAGACAGUAGACAAAUGAAUGUUCUUCUUUCAGAUAGGUAUGAUAAUUUACAGCAGUGUAGCUAGAUGCAACUUAGAUUAUUUCCAUUAUCCAAUUUUCUGGCAAUUAUUUUCUAAAUUGUUUCUUUAAAGUGUGUGAAUGUCAGAAAAAAGUGAAAAAUUGCCUCCUCAUAUUCGUCAUUUUUAUCCAAACAAUAGUCCAAGACCCAAAAAGAAAAUCUCCAAAUCAUCACAAAUAAGAUGCUGGAAGAGGGAUUUGACAUUUUUCUAGAAAAAUGGAAAACAAAUCAAAAGUAUUGACUCAUUUUCAACUAAUUGUUUUAACUCUGAAAAAGAUAUUUUCCCCUCAACAAAUAAUUAGCCCAUUGUACUGUGUGUCUAUAAAUACUGUAUAUAUCAUGUUGUAUUCUUGUAAACAAUUCUCUAUUUUUUUUAAAGCUUUAAUGGUUAAGGAAGGUGGUUUCUGGGAAACAGCCAGUUUAUUACAGCCUGUCGUAUUUCCUUGUGUGAGAGUGAUAAGAAGCCUGUAAUCCAAGAAGGGAACAGUCACGUAGCCUGUGGUUAGUCAUCCUCUGAAGAAAUGGAAGGACUUUUAUUACUGUUUUACAAGUUGCUCAUUUUGCAUUUCUUGUAUACAAUUCCAAACUCCUGCUGAAUAAAUGAAUAAAGGCA
Chelmon rostratus (copperband butterflyfish) is the source of this 2918-nucleotide messenger RNA. RefSeq names its product NADPH oxidase 1 (gene nox1). Lineage: Eukaryota; Metazoa; Chordata; Actinopteri; Chaetodontiformes; Chaetodontidae. Gene Ontology annotation, molecular function: superoxide-generating NAD(P)H oxidase activity. Bases 80 to 1780 code for a protein of 566 amino acids. The transcript has 13 exons. Gene Ontology annotation, biological process: superoxide anion generation; defense response. Gene Ontology annotation, cellular component: plasma membrane; NADPH oxidase complex. The record is from RefSeq and is a predicted model, not a curated record.